AUGGGCACUCGUGUCUCUGUAUUGCAUGCGAAAACCGCCUUCCUGAAAAAAUCCAAGCAUAAGAGAAGGCGUCAAUUUUCACGACCGGUGAAGGUGUUGACAGAUGCAUCCGGCCAUGACAUUUUCAGCCUUUAUAAAUUUGGAAAGGAGCUGGGGAGGGGAGAAUUUGGUGUGACAUAUGAAUGUGAGAAUAUUGAGAAUGGGGAGAAGAUGGCAUGCAAGAAGAUAUCAAAAAACAGGUUGAAGACCGCGAUUGAUGUACAAGAUGUGAGGAGGGAAGUUGAUAUCAUGAGACGUUUGCCCUGUCAUCCAAAUAUUGUAUCAUAUAAAGAGGUUUUUGAGGAUAAAGAGGCUAUUUAUUUGGUGAUGGAGCUUUGUGCGGGUGGUGAGCUCUUUGAUAGGAUUGUUGCAAGAGGACAUUAUAGCGAAAGAGGUGCGGCUCUUGUCACAAAAACCAUGCUCGAAGUUGUCAAGGUAUGCCAUGAACAUGGUGUGAUGCAUAGGGACUUGAAGCCUGAAAACUUUUUAUAUGCAAAUCAAGAUGAAAAUGCUCCUUUAAAAGCAAUUGAUUUUGGCCUCUCUAUAUUUUUCGAACCUGGUCAGUUGUUUAGGGAAAUUGUGGGAAGCCCAUAUUACAUGGCGCCUGAAGUUCUUCGAAGAAAUUAUGGAGCGGAAGUAGAUAUUUGGAGUUCGGGUGUUAUUCUUUAUAUUUUGUUAUGUGGUGUUCCUCCAUUCUGGGCAGAAACCGAACAAGGAAUUGCACAGGCAAUUGUUAAGGGUAAACUAACUUUUAUAAGGCAACCCUGGCCUAAGGUUUCCGAGGAUGCAAAACAACUUGUCAAGGGUAUGCUUGAUCCAAAUCCCUAUAGCCGGAUGACCAUUGAAGAAGUUCUAGGACACCGAUGGAUCAAGAAUGCCAAUAAAGUUUCAGAUAUUCCUCUCGGGGACGAUGUCAAAACAAGAAUCAAACAGUUUUCAUUAAUGAACAAAUUCAAGAAGAACGUUUUAGGAGCCGUAGCUGCAACCUUGCCUGACGAACAAGUACAAGAUAUAAAAGAGAAGUUUUAUGCGUGGGAUACCGACAAGAAUGGAGAUCUGACACUUGAAGAAUUAAAAUCUGGUCUAAUAAACAAUGGCCAUGAUGUUUCUAAUAUUGAUGUUCAGUCGCUAAUGGAAGCUGCUGACCUUGAUGGGAAUGGAACGUUAAACAUUGAUGAGUUUGUGACAAUUGCGGUGCACGUACAAAGGAUGAGCAGUGAAGAACACUUGAAACAAGCAUUCAACAUGUUUGAUAAGAACCAAAGUGGGUACAUAGAGUUUGAAGAGUUGAGAGAAAUUUUGUUUGAGAAACAUCAAGAACCCAAUAGUGAUCAAGUGGCACAUGACAUCAUAUUCGAUGCUGAUUUAGAUAAGGACGGUCGGAUCAGCUAUUCAGAAUUUGCAGCAAUGAUGAAAACAGGCAUGGACUGGAAGAUGGCGUCACGGCAGUACUCGAGAGUAAUGCUUAAUGCACUUAGCAAAAAAAUCUUGAAGGAAAACCCCACUACCAAAGGAAAAUAG
Molecule: messenger RNA, 1560 nt
Organism: Daucus carota subsp. sativus
Lineage: Eukaryota; Viridiplantae; Streptophyta; Magnoliopsida; Apiales; Apiaceae
Product: calcium-dependent protein kinase 24
Exons: 8
Coding region: 1-1560 (519 amino acids)
Biological process (GO): peptidyl-serine phosphorylation; protein autophosphorylation; intracellular signal transduction
Cellular component (GO): plasma membrane; nucleus; cytoplasm
Molecular function (GO): calmodulin binding; calcium-dependent protein serine/threonine kinase activity; calcium/calmodulin-dependent protein kinase activity
Source: RefSeq, a predicted model, not a curated record